AGCUGAGACAAAUGUAAACCUGGAGUUUGCAGGACAUCAUCUCAUGCUCCUAAUGACCAUAUAAAGCUAGACUUGUCUUGCCUGAUCUCAGACACAGCAGAAGUGGCCAAAAUGCAUUCACACACAUACACAAUCACUUGUAUGGCCCUCUCAUAGGCGGUCACACUCCCCCUAAAGUGGUCACACACACACACUGUGAGUUUAAUUGCUUUCCUGUGGAGAAAAAUCCCCCUUCUCCUGACUGUUACGGGGGUUUGUCCGCACAGGAAACAUGAACCUCUUCCUGCAUUAGCCGGUCACUCUUACAAUCUGCUCUCUGACUCUCUUUGCCUCAGCGGGCCUGCUGUUAGUUAUCACUGUCAGAGGCUGAGGUUGAAGAUAAGGCCAGACUGUCACUGAGAGGCUUCUCCUGCAGAAAUCAUGGAGAGAGAUAUUAAAAGGAGAAACACAUGUUGCAGUUAAGGACAUUCCAGUGUUUGUUUGUGAUGUUUUUCAUUGUCAUUAUGUCUAUGCCAUGCACAUCUUGUUAGCCUCACAGGAGAGUGGAGGAGAGGGUCCCUGCCCCCACAGCACUUUAUAAACUCCUACCUAACAAGAACAAUCUGUGUGAAGGCCGCAGAGCUCAGACACUCACUGGGAGGCUGAAGGGGGAGGAGAACAGUGGAGAGGCACUAUCCAGACAAACCUCCAGCCUGAAAUCUGAAACUUACAGAAGUGGCGUGGCUCGCCGAGCAUUUGCAACUCUUUGCCGUGCUGUCUGUCCCUCACAGUUUAUUUUUUCCAGACCGGUUUCACACAUCAUCCCUCAGAGGGGAUUCCAACAGAGAGACUUCUCCUGCCACAGUGGAUGAUCCUGAGGGGAAACCAUGCUCCCGAUGGCCCUUCAUCUAUUCGGUCUCUGCGUGGUGUUUUGCAUCAGCAGCAGCUUGGCCAACCCAUUAACUUUUUACAGUCCUCUCGAAGGAAGUACAGAUGUGGAAGAAAUCAGUAUCUUAACUUCCUCUCUGCCCACUGGCAACCUUUCCUCUGAGUAUCAAACUACUGGCCACCUUUCCUCUGAGUACCAGACCACACCUGCUGGCCCCGUCCAUGUGGAAAUUGACUUUCUGACUCAAGUGGUGGACUUUCUGCUGCAGAACAUGCUCCUUAUACUUGUCGGAGGCUCCUUCAUCCUUCUUGUCCUCCUCAUUAUUUGUGGAGCAAUCAUAAUGAGCCGCAAGCGCAAAGUCAAUGCCUACUACCCGUCCGCCUUCCCUUCAAAAAUGUACGUGGACCACAUGGACAAAACCGGAGGAGCUAAGAUCUUUGAUGAAGUGCCAGAAAAACCCGUACCCGAGCAGGAAAGUGAGCCAGUGGACUCUCACAAGCAGCUCCAGGCGGACAUCAUGAUGGCUGCCAAGAGGCUGCGUACACCAAAUAAAGGUGUGGAUGCUGCAGAGGGAGGAGAACCCAGUGAGAAAGUAGCAGACCAGAGUCCUGACAGCUCUCAGGCAGAUGGCAGUAUCCUGGAGGAGCUGCUUCCAACUCUCCCUGAGGAGAAGGAGCUGUGUGAGCUUUCUGACAGUGAAGCAGCUGCAGCAGGAGGCCCCGAGACGAAUCCACCAGAAGAAGAGGAUCCACAGGAGCCUUUGACUGGCAGGAGUCUCCGGCCGUCCUCUAUGAUUAUCCACAAUGACUCUGCUUCACUUCAGCUGAUCGCAGGAGAGAAAACUGCCUUCUGAAUAUUCUGAAAACUGACAUUAAAGCUUUGACUCCAUGAAUGACAAUCACUCAACUUAAAAAAAACACCACAUUUCAAUCACAGCCAUUUUUGCAUGUUAAUAUUAAGUGCAGGGAAGGUGCACGCUGAAGGCUGUUGCUUUGCUCAGAAAAUUAUUUCCUGCAAUAUUCCAAACAUGACUCACAAACUACCGUCAUUAAAAUCUGGUUCAGAAC
Molecule: messenger RNA, 1935 nt
Organism: Trematomus bernacchii (emerald rockcod)
Lineage: Eukaryota; Metazoa; Chordata; Actinopteri; Perciformes; Nototheniidae
Gene: tmem119b
Product: transmembrane protein 119b
Exons: 2
Coding region: 867-1721 (284 amino acids)
Biological process (GO): positive regulation of bone mineralization; ossification; positive regulation of osteoblast differentiation
Cellular component (GO): plasma membrane
Source: RefSeq, a predicted model, not a curated record